Messenger RNA from Chelonoidis abingdonii (Abingdon island giant tortoise), 6272 nucleotides. RefSeq names its product anaphase promoting complex subunit 7 (gene ANAPC7). Gene Ontology annotation, biological process: cell division; positive regulation of mitotic metaphase/anaphase transition; protein ubiquitination. Gene Ontology annotation, cellular component: anaphase-promoting complex. The record is from RefSeq and is a predicted model, not a curated record. Lineage: Eukaryota; Metazoa; Chordata; Testudines; Testudinidae. Gene Ontology annotation, molecular function: protein binding.
GAGAGGUUUUUUAAACUGAGGCGUGAGCGAAGGCCACCUAGAGAGGCAUUAUGGACUCCUGCCUGCGAGGACCCCUAGGUGGCGCCAUUUUGGAGUCGCAGCGAGCUGAGGAAGCGCUGUCUCUUCCGACCCCAUCCCCGGCCGGCGCCCCUCGUCCCGCUCCGGCCUCCAGGAUGAGCGUGGUGGAGCAUGUGCGAGAGAUGGCGGCUGCCGGGCUCCACUCCAAUGUGCGGCUCCUCAGCGGGCUCCUGCUCACCAUGAGCGGCAACAACCCUGAGUUAUUCUCGCCAUCACAAAAGUACCAGCUUCUUGUAUAUCAUGCAGAUUCCCUCUUCCAUGACAAGGAAUAUAGGAAUGCUGUAAGUAAGUAUACAAUGGCCUUGCAGCAGAAGAAAGCAUUAAGUAAAACUUCAAAAGUAAGACCUUCUACUGGGAAUGCCGCAGCCACUCCACAAAGUCAGUGUCUGCCAUCUGAAAUUGAAGUGAAAUACAAGAUGGCUGAAUGUUACACAAUGUUGAAGCAAGAUAAAGAUGCUAUUGCUAUACUAGAUGGAAUUCCUUCAAGACAGAGAACCCCCAAGAUUAACAUGAUGUUGGCAAAUUUGUACAAGAAGGCAGGUCAAGAACGCUCAUCUGUUACGAGUUACAAAGAAGUGCUGAGACAGUGUCCAUUAGCACUCGAUGCAAUCCUAGGUUUGCUGUCACUUUCAGUAAAAGGGGCAGAAGUGGCUUCCAUGACAAUGAAUGUUAUUCAGAGCAUCCCUAACUUGGACUGGCUUUCAGUGUGGAUCAAAGCGUAUGCAUUUGUGCACACUGGAGAUAAUACUAGAGCAAUCAACACCAUCUGCUCAUUAGAAAAAAAGUCUCUACUGAGGGAUAAUGUGGAUCUUUUGGGUAGCUUAGCAGACCUGUACUUCCGAGCUGGAGAUAAUAAAAACUCGAUUCUGAAAUUUGAACAGGCACAAAUGCUGGAUCCUUAUCUGAUAAAAGGAAUGGAUGUAUAUGGUUACUUACUGGCACGUGACGGUCGACUGGAGGAUGUGGAGAACUUGGGCUGCCGUCUUUUCAAUAUUUCUGAUCAGCAUGCAGAACCAUGGGUGGUGUCAGGGUGUCACAGUUUCUACAGUAAGCGAUACUCCCGUGCCUUGUAUUUAGGAGCCAAAGCUAUUCAGUUGAAUAGUAAUAGUGUUCAAGCUUUGCUGCUGAAAGGGGCUGCUCUUAGAAAUAUGGGACGAGUACAGGAGGCAAUUAUACAUUUCCGAGAAGCAAUACGCCUUGCACCUUGCAGGCUUGACUGUUAUGAAGGCCUCAUUGAUUGUUAUCUGGCAUCCAACAGUAUCCGUGAAGCAAUGGUUAUGGCUAACAAUGUGUACAAAACCCUGGGAGCAAAUGCACAGACGCUUACUCUGUUAGCAACAGUCUGUCUUGAAGAUCCAGUCACACAAGAGAAGGCAAAAACCUUAUUAGAUAAAGCACUGACACAGAGACCGGAUUACAUUAAAGCAGUGGUAAAAAAAGCAGAGCUUCUUAGUAGAGAACAGAAAUAUGAAGAUGGAAUAGCUUUGUUGAGGAAUGCACUGGCCAAUCAGAGUGACUGUGUUCUGCAUCGAAUACUAGGUGACUUUCUUGUAGCAGUCAGUGAAUAUCAAGAAGCCAUGGACCAGUACAGUAUUGCCCUAAGUUUGGAUCCCAAUGAUCAGAAGUCUUUAGAAGGAAUGCAGAAAAUGGAAAAAGAGGAGAGUCCAACAGAUGCAACCCAGGAAGAGGAUGUGGAUGACAUGGAGGGAAGUGGAGAAGAAGGAGAUUUGGAGGGCAGUGAUAGUGAAGCAGCACAGUGGGCAGAUCAAGAACAAUGGUUUGGCAUGCAGUGAAGAUUUUACUUAAACUGAUAUGGGUUUCAGUUCUUGAAUGUGCCCUGAGAUCCAUUGUUUUCUGACGGAAGAAUGUCACCUGCAAUUUUUGUAUUAACAAAGUGGACUUUAUAAAAACAACAGACUUUGAAACCAUUUAAUGGUUCUCUGCAUCACAGUUCUGUCUUUUUUGUGAUGCUUCCUAUUUAUCAGUGAUAAGAUUGAGCUGAACCAUGCUGGAGAUUUAUAAGAGUGACUGACUUAUAGUCUUUUCUUGCUGAAGCUAGAAUCUUGAGUAUAAAGCAUUUCAUACAAUAUACCUAUUGCUAGUGCCUAAAAUAUCAAAAUUGAGUUCGAAACUAAGUAGUCUUGAUCCUUAGCUAUAGAUGUAAAUACAAGAGUUUUUUUUAUUCCUUUGUGAAAGGCUUUAUUCUUUUGUCAGGGUUCAUGCUUGAAUUCUUGUGGAAGCUUAUGGGAGUCACUUGUAUGUAUUUGAAAGGAGCAAUUUUUCCCCUCUCUUCAGCCUUAACCUGUUUGGUGUAAGGCAUUGCACUAACUUUAAAGGUGGAAUUUGUAUCUCCGGCAUCCCUGACUUAUAGGAUGCUUUGUAACUAAUCAGUUUUUAUGUGCAAAGAAUAGUGCAAUGUUAGAAUUAUAGUAAUUUCCCCAAUCCAUACAAAGCCCUAUAAUCACUUAACCUAUACGUGAACAUUUACUUCUAAAUAGAGUUCAGUUUUAUUUAGGUAAGUUCUCGAAGGCCUUACAACAGCAGUGACAUAAAGCCACUUCACAUCCUGUGCGUGGCACUGUCAGUUAAUUUUUUUUUAAACUUCUCCAUUGCAUCACUAGUAGAAAUUUUAAAUUAGAAUGGCUGUCUUGGCUUUCUUUAUAUUUUACACUUAAAAUAUAGCUUUACCUAUUGAAAAUAGAAUCUCGUGCUAUCACCUGCUAAAAUGAUACUGAAUUGUCCACAGUAGAAAUUGUCCACAGUGGGCAUCUCUUUUUAAAUGUAAAGCUUUCCUAGAAACCAGAAAACCGUACAAAACUAUUUCUGUGGCACUUAGAUUUUGCAAAAGAACUACCCUUGUCCUAGUGUUUCACUCCUGAUUUACUUGCUUCUUGCUAAAACAUAUGUCUUUAUUACGCUUUCUAAUGGUGCUGUAUUUCACAUUGUCUUCAGUCCAUGGUCAUGCAUAGCCUUGUAAUUCUGCCUGUGGCUGCUCAAGUCUAUUGUACUGUUCAGUGCUGUCAUAGCAGCUGAAGCAGAGGUUGACUGGUUUUUGUACUGAAACUUUUUGAUACUCUAGAGCAAAUACUUGACACAAAAGAAAACAAGCUUUUCACUAACUAUACUAGCAUAGCACAUACAGAAAUAAAAUACAUGAAAUAUCUUCAUUCCCAAAAGCAUACAUAAAAAUACAUAUUAAAAGGAGAGGACGUUUAAUCCUAUAACACAUUAUAGCCUAUUGAUUUUGGGAUGUUUAGCAUGUGUAAGCAUUAGAGUCUGGAUAGCUUCUUCCUGUUCAUAGCCAGACAGCUACCCAGAAUGGAUAGUCUCCUCUUUCCAGUCUUUUAGCUGUGUUUGAGGGUGGGGGAAACCACUAGCUUUUCUCUAGUGUCAAUUGAAUUCCACUAAAGUAAUUGAAAAAUAAGCAAGCAGGUACCCUGCCUUACUGCCCUAUUAUUGAUGGUCUUAAUUAAGAAGUCUGUUGGUUUUAUUAUCUCAUUUCACUAAACUCUGCAAUCCAAAUGGGCUACACUUAAACUAAAAUCCUAUUUAGGUAGCUGCUCUCUGAGAUUUGUGAUCAGUACGCUUCCUGGCUCAAAUCUACUUCAUGAAGAUUUCAGCUGUUUGUUUGUCAUUCAGCAGUGGAUGGUGAUAGGUUUCAACUCCUUUCAUGUUGUUAAUUCUCUACAGAAGGAAACUAAAAACCAAACUGUUCCUUUUGCAGUCUGUCCAUUUCUUCUUUUCUCUGCAAUAAACCUCAAAAUCUGUGCUGGUUCUGAAGGUUAACAAAGGUGGGCUGAUACAAGUCUCUUAAUUGUUUGUCAGACCCUAGUUGUGAAGAUCAUAAGGGAGCAUUUAAUACUUGUAAUCUGAAGUAAAGCAAAAAGGCAUUGUGUGUUUAAAAGCUGAUGAGUGUGUGUGGGAGGCAUAUGGUGUAUGUUUUAAAUUGGCAGCUGCUCAACUGAGGGUUUUUACUUCAAAUGACUCAUUCAGAUGCCCCUAGUCACAGCUGCUCUUUUAUAGCUUCCAGCUGUGUUAGUACCAUGCAUUGCAACACUUCUUUCUCUCUAAAGCAAGGUUUACGUGGUACAAGAAACCUGAAGGCUGGAGCCCAGUCAUAAAAUGGUUCAGAGUGUUUAUAGGUAGGAAAGUGUGAACACGUGUCUGUUAGUUUUCUCACCUUAGAUUGUUCUCUUUGGUUAGAUGUAGCCUAACUAUUGAAUAGCAACAGCAAGUGCUGUGAAUAAGUUUUGAAAACCUUUAUCUUGUAGUAGCAUAAACCAGCCCCUGCAGGCUGGUCCUUCUUUCAUUUCACUCAAGGCCCAGCCUUGAUCCCUUUAGUAAGUGAUAGAAGGAACCCAAUUAAAUGUUAGGGAGAGGUAAAAUUAUAUUGCAUUUUUGCUUAUUUCAAAGUAAGUUCUUGGCAUCCAUGUGCAAGCAAAUUGUUAUUGGGUAAGACUUCUGUUAAGACUGUCUCUUUGACAAGAAUGGAGGCCAGAUUUCAAGAGGCAUUUCUGCUGUAAAAAACUUCGUUGUAGAUUUUCCUUAUGAGCAACUGUGGAAAGCUUAAUUUAGACUCCUUUUUACAUCCAAGAAUACAGCCCCCUGGUUUUUUUGUUUUGUGUUGAGAGCGAAUGUACUCUGCUCGUUAUCUAAAAUAUAAAAAGCUCAGCCAGAUUCUGCAUAUAAUAAUGUUAGAGCUGCAUUGAUCGUAUCAUUUAUAUAAGUUUGCUAAUGAGUGUACUGUGGAUAGAGAUGGAAUUAUUUUAAAGAAUAUUUUAACACAUUUGUCUCAAUUCUAAGGGGAUUCUUGGUCUAUUAAAGACCCUUCAUUAACAGUCUAAUUUUAGAACAUGAGCUGUCUUUACAACCUUGUGCUCCUGAAUCCUGUGGUUUUUGUCUAGUUUAGGGAAUAUAGUUAAUGCAAUUAGCCCAUAACAAGUAGUUGUUCUCAUUCAGUACUUUAAUCCUUUGCUGUGUACACUCCAAGAGGUACGAAACCCAGAACUACAUCACACUCUUGACAUGGGUUGAGCUUUAAACUCCCUAAAGCGAUGCACUUAAUAGUGAGGUUAGAAUGUCAUAGCUACCCAACUGCUUUUUGCAGUACAAUGGGCAGAUUAUCUACUCUUUCAGACCACCUGCAAUUGCUAGUCUCUGGUAAAGGGCAAAGACAAAACCUGCAUAUUUGCUUAAAAUUCUUGCUGUUUGACAUUAAAUCACAAACUUCAUUAACAUCACAUUUUACUGUGGUGGAAAGACCCUGCUAUGAUGCUCAGAGACCAAAGUUCCCUCAACUCUAGAUCUCUUCCCUACAAUCAUGUAAGCAUUACAAAUCUAUUUUGCCAGCAGCUCAAGGUAAAACGUGUUGGAGUCAGGUAGUCCUGAAGCUGCUCAAUAACAGCUGUUCUGUAGCAAGUUUCUGAACCUCUUGCUAAAUUUCCCUGUCUGUAAAAUGGGGAUAGUGCUUAUCUCCCUACUGCACAAGGAUGUGAGAAUUUUAAGCAAAGAUUAUACACUGAUUAGAAAACCAUAAGGUGCUAUGUAAGUGCUGUUUACCCAAUUAGAGUGUCAUAUUCUUUCUACCCUUCCUUUCCUGUCAUUCCAAAUUAUAGAGAGCUCUGUGUAAUUAGUAGCUUUCUCCUUAAUAAUCAGCUUCCUCCAUAGGCUUAUUUCACACAGUGAUGGUUAGAGCCUUCCCUCUUCAUGACUCUGGAGCUGACAUUGAAGUUUAAAUCAGCUGGAGGAGCAGCAGAGUUUUUGUUACACAAAAAACUCAAGAUGUGGCCUCAAAAGGAAUCCUAUCAGCUCUAUCUGCAUCGGUCUUCUGUGUAGCAUGGGAGUAUUUUAACCACCUUGUCUAAACCUAAAUUGCAACAAUUCAAUUCUGUUGGUGCCAACCCUUCUGUGGACACUUAAACCUGAAUUUAUAAAUUUACUAACACAAACUAACCAGCUAUAAACCAACUGUAAAUCAAAGUGAAUGUCAAUGUUUUCACCAGUUUAACAUACCUUUAGUUAAGUUGGAACACCUCUGUGUGUAGACCAGGCCUAACCUUGCUCAGAGCAGAUCUAGGCAAUGCUGCACCAGAACACCGAUUGGAUGCAGGCAAACUAGUGCAGCUGUGAAAAUGGGAGACUGAGAAUGUCAGUUGCAGUUUCCAUACUGACAGAAGGGAGGGGGAUAACUGGUA